This is a messenger RNA of Myripristis murdjan (pinecone soldierfish), 2538 nucleotides long. It is a transcript of the gene rbfox1l, whose product is annotated as RNA binding fox-1 homolog 1, like. NCBI's taxonomy places the organism in Eukaryota, Metazoa, Chordata, Actinopteri, Holocentriformes, Holocentridae. Gene Ontology annotation, biological process: regulation of alternative mRNA splicing, via spliceosome; nervous system development. The transcript has 12 exons. Gene Ontology annotation, cellular component: cytoplasm; nucleus. Gene Ontology annotation, molecular function: mRNA binding. The record is from RefSeq and is a predicted model, not a curated record. The coding region runs from base 1 to 1152 and encodes 383 amino acids.
AUGCUCUCCUCACCUACUGUGAUCAUCCAGCCUUAUGGACUGCCUGUCUAUCCACAGACAACCUCAUGCUAUCCUAGCAUAGUUCAGGGAGGGCCUGCCCAGGAGGCCGGCCCAGGCAGUGGCGACCCUGCCCUGCCCCAGGUCUACGCCCCACCUCCGUCCUACCCCCCACCAGGUCAAGGUCCACCAACAUCUGCAGGCAGACUCCCACCUCUAGAUUUUAGCCCCGCCCAUCCCAGUUCAGAGUACCCAGAGCACCCCCAGCUCAGAGUUUAUCAGGGCCCACAGCACGAGGGGGCGGAGACUCUGGCAUCCAAUACCACGGAGGAUGCCCUGGCCCCUGUGACCUCUGACCCUCAGUCUCUGAGUGUAUCAGUGCCAUCAGGUGGUGGAGCAGGAAGUGCCAGUGAGGAGGAGGGGUCCGGCAAGGCCCAGCCGAAACGCCUCCAUGUCUCCAACAUCCCUUUCCGCUUCAGAGACCCAGACCUCAGGCAGAUGUUUGGGCAAUUUGGCAAGAUUCUGGAUGUAGAAAUCAUCUUCAAUGAGCGCGGGUCCAAGGGCUUUGGGUUUGUGACCUUUGAGAGCGCGAUGGAGGCGGACCGAGCGAGGGAAAAACUGAACGGGACAAUUGUAGAGGGGAGGAAGAUUGAGGUUAAUAACGCCACCGCUAGAGUAGUUACCAAGAAGCCCCAGACGCCUCUUGUGAAUGGUGAGGUUUCAACUUCUGCCUGGAAGAUCAACCCUGUCAUGGGGGCUAUGUACGCACCUGAGCUCUACACAGUUGCCAGCUUCCCGUACCCCGUAGCGACUCCCACCUUGGCCUACCGGGGCUCUGCGCUGCGUGGCCGAGGCCGAGCUGUCUACAACACGAUUCGCUCUGCUGCUGCCACGCCCGCCGCUGUCCCUGCCUACCCCGGAGUGGUGUAUCAAGAUGGGUUAUACGGAGCAGAAGUCUAUGGUGGUUAUCCUACAGCUUACAGAGUGGCUCAGUCAGCGUCUGCAGCCACAGCGGCCUACAGUGAUGGAUAUGGACGGGUUUAUGCCACAGCUACAGACCCCUAUCACCACUCAGUUGGACCAACAACAACAUAUGGAGUUGGUACAAUGGCCAGUUUGUACAGAGGAGGAUACAACCGCUUCACUCCUUACUGAUCCAGCCGGGGGGAGCACACAUGUCUCUCUUUAACUCUGGGACUGGCUGAUCCGUGGACGCUGCAGGACGAUCCUCCAGCUUUGGAAACAUGGAAAAAGGUGUUAACCUCCUGUCUCCUCCUGUCCAGCCUGUCUUUGAGAGACUAAACAGACUGUACAUGUAAAUACUGUAGCAUCCAUUUACUAGUCAUUCUGCUAAGGAAUACUCAGUACAUGGAAGAGGAUGUUAUCUAAUUUAUAGGCAGUUGCUUAAAACUUUCAUUUGACUGUUGUUUGCAAAAUUUAAUGCGCAUUGCCGUGGCCUUAAAAGCUCUUUUCCAGGAAAGUUUUGUCGGUAAACGGCUGAUACUGUGUAAGAAAGACAAGUUGUUGGCUGAGACUGGUUAAGGUGCAAAAUACUGUGAGAGAUUUUUGUGAUUAAUAUCUGAGAUUUUCAAGUUUCACGGGUCAAACUGUACAACAAAAGAACAUUUUGUACAAUGUUAAAGGACUUAUUUUUGAUGAUAUGAGCUUUUGUUAAGGAAUUACUGUAGCUCUAUCUUUGUGUAUGUGUGUGUAUGUGCGUGCGUGUGUGAGGGUGAGAGUACACAUUACUCAAUUAGAGAGACAGCUUUGACACUGGUACUAUUAUUAUUAUUAUUGUUAUAAUUAUUAUUAUUAUUAUCAUUAUUAUUAUUAUUCAUUGCUGGUUCAAAUGUGACAAAUCUGGAGCUGAAGUCUGUCUGGAUGUAGUUGGACUUUCAUUUAUUUUUGCUUUUCUCACAAUCUACCUCUCUGACAUUUUUAACUUUUCAUACUUCAUUAUUAGGCCUGUAUCAUUUUCUGUACAUUUGAUACAAAUAACUGGUUCUGUAAAGCCACCUUUUCUUUUCUCCUCCUCUUUUCUGUCCAUUUAACCUAACUAACGUAGUCGAUCUUCCUGUUUUCACGGUUCUGUAAAUAACUGUCUCAUGAGCCUCUUGCUACUGUUGUUGCUUUCUGUUUUUUUCUCUUGUCUGCCAAAUGAGAUAAAGCAAAAUUAUCGAGGACAGAGGUUUGGCUGAGCUCUUUUCUCCCCUGCUUCAAAUUAAUGCAGGUAACAAAAUAUUAAUGUAUGGGAACUGCAGCAGAAAAAAACCUUCCUGCUUUCUCACUGGAUGAAUUGCAGAUUAAGGGCCUUUGCUGGGGUUACUCCAUAUUGCACAAACUGUUUAUUAUACAGUGCGUAAAAACUUUGCUUUAUCUCAUCAUGCAUAGUUUAAUUUCUGACUUUUCUUUCCUUCCUCACUCCGAACUGUUGAGUGUCUCCUUGUCUAUCCAUAGUAUUAAUGAGUUCUUGUAGGCCAUUUUCUUAUUUCUGCUGCACUCUUCACUGCUGUAUUUAUUAAAUCUAAUCAUUUUACAGUC